Messenger RNA from Vigna unguiculata (cowpea), 1065 nucleotides. RefSeq lists its product as uncharacterized. Gene Ontology annotation, molecular function: nucleic acid binding; RNA-DNA hybrid ribonuclease activity. NCBI's taxonomy places the organism in Eukaryota, Viridiplantae, Streptophyta, Magnoliopsida, Fabales, Fabaceae. The record is from RefSeq and is a predicted model, not a curated record.
AUGUACAUCGCGGCAUCUACGAACGCCGUUAGCUCCGCACUCUUCCAAGAGAAAGACAACACCCAACAGCCCAUAUAUUUCACAAGCCGAAUCUUCCAAGACCCGGAAACACGAUACCAUAUGAUUGAAAAGAAACCAGAUUUGGCAGGACGGCUAUCUUCUUGGGCCAUCGAAUUGUCGGAGUUCAAUAUCCGAUAUGAACCACACGGACCCAUCAAAGCGCAAUGCUUAGCAGACUUCGCCAACGACCUUCAAAACCAACCCCCCACCCAAGACACUUGGUGGACAAUACAUGUAGAUGGCUCCUCGAACCCUCAAGGCGUCGGUGCAGGAAUAGUACUGGAAGGCCCCGACGACAUCCUUGUUGAACAAUACCUCCGCUUCAAUUUCAAAACUUCCAACAAUCAAGCAGAGUACGAAGCUAUAAUAAUUGGCCUCAAUCUAGCACGAGACGUCGGUGCCAAGAAACUACUCUGCAAAACAGACUCCAAGCUCACAAUGGGACACCUCAACGGCGAAUACCAGGUCAAGGACACCAUGCUCUCGCAAUACUACCACACGGUAACCGCCCUCAUCGAACACUUCGAGGCCUUCAAAAUCGAACAUGUCCCUAGAAGUAACAAUACUAGAGCCGUUAUCCUCUCCAAGCUCGCUAGCACUAAGAAGAGGGGGCGAUACAAGUCACUUUUGCAACACACCCUGAGCGUACCCUCCAUCGAACAAAAUAAUCAAUGCCUCAGCAUUACCACAACCGGCACCUGGAUGGAACCCUUUGUCAAGUACCUAGAAGAAGGAACCACUCCAGCAAACGAAGACAAAGGAUGGGCUCAAAAAGCGGCACGCUAUACUUUAAUUGAGGGAGAACUGUUCAGAAGAGGCUUCAGCAGACCCUUGCUCAAGUUCAUCACACGCGAACAAGCCGAAUAUGUCAUGCAAGAGAUACACCAAGGGAUCUGUGGCUAUCACUCGGGCCCCAAAACCAUGGCUGCCAGGAUACUACGCGCCAGAUACUUCUGGCCAACAAUGGAGGGAGAUUGCACCACACACGUCAGAAAAUGCGUUUAA